AUGUCCAGCCAAGAUCAGCCAGUCGCUGCCAGCGCAUCAACAGCCGUGCCCGUGCCUGCUACUCCGCCCUCUGCUUCGGCUCCGACCAACGACGAACGGGAGGCGACGACUGUUCCGGAGGAGAAGGUAGUCGUCGAGGCAAAGGAGCCUACGGAGGACGACGCUCAAGCUCUUCUUGGCUUGCUUGGGAACAUCAACGCGGGGAUCGCGACACUGGCACCCGUAACUGAGAAGGACGCGACGACGUCCGCGGCGGCUCCUUCUGACGCGCAAGCAUCUGUGUCAACAGAGCAAGCGACGAAUCCCACUCUUGACAGUCUCCUGAGCUUGCACAACCUUCCUACCCCCGCAGAGAGCCCAGCCAUCACGGACGCUGCACGUCAGGAAGAAACGGCGAAGAUCCUGGCUUUGUUGAAUAACGGACAUCAGUCGGCACCUAACAUGGAUCCUUCCGCUGAUUUGGAUACGUUGUUGCAGAACGGUGGCGGUAAUGCCAACGGUAACGGUAUUGGGAACCAGCAGGCUCCGAUGGCGCCGGUUGAGUUCUCCGAUGCCGAUGCCUCAGGGAAGAGGAAGCGUAAGUGGUCAGGCAAGGAGGAACCGCGCCGUGAAGCCGCCGCUGCGCGUCACGAGAUCAUCAAACAGGCGAUUCUUGACCACAUGCCUGCGAUGCAAGAGGCUGCGAACUCUGCUGGCAUGUUGUUCUCUCCUAGCGCCGUGUUGCCCGAGAACAACAAGUUGACCACCAUCACCUGUUUGUAUGCCUCUGUUGCGCAGAAGUCGUAUGGUACUGAGAAGCGAUUUUUGUGCCCGCCGCCUGUUGUUGCGAUUCAGGGUGCGCACCGUCAUUCAAUGGGUGAUAUUCCUCAGGGUCGCAUUUCAAUCUACGCGGAGGACAGCCCGGUGCCCAUCUCGCACCACAGUGAGUCCUUUACUGCGCAGAGCUUACAGGCCACCUUCAAGCAACUUCACAUCUCCAACGUCGCGACCGCCAAGUCGAAGCACUUCAACCUUCGUCUUCGUGUCGCCGCGCGUGGACGAAGCGCGAGUGACGAGCAAUACUUUGCUGAAUGGGACUCGCCGCCGAUCAACAUUAUCUCCAAGCCUUCGAAAAAGUCAUCCAAAGCGAGGAACUUGGCGACGUGCAUCCAGGCCAGCACUUUGGUGUCCUUGUACAACCGUAUCAACUCGCAGACAGUGAGGACCAAGUACCUCCGUACUGAGGGAGGUCGCCUGUGUGCCAAGAGUCACGAGUGGUCACCGUUCUUGAUUCAGGUCAUGCGUAACCCUGAACUCAUGGAGGAUGGUGUGGUCACCGAUGAGCUUCCUGAGCCGGGAGAGCCUGUCAUGUACGGGACUGUGGUUGUCUUGACUGACACCAUCACCGGUGUGCCAUCACAGCCCCUCAUCAUUCGUCGCGUCGAGAAAAACGUGAUUGUCGACGAUGCGGUGGGUCCUGUCUCGCAGAUGGGUAAGAUCGCGUUCGAGUCCGUUCGUGAGGAGGACGAUGAGAGUGGUGAGCGCAUGUUCCUCUCUGCUCUUGGUGCUCAAUCCGAUACCGGUGCCGCACGCAUGGAGAACGUUGACCCGACUGUCGGCUGGCAACCUCCCAAGGCUGGCUCUACGACUCGCGUCGAGGACCACGUCUGCUGGACCAUCGUUGGUAUUUCCCAAUUCCGCCACACCUUCCUCGACGCAUUCGGACAGCCAGACGAGGCUCCUAUUCCUAUGCCUGGACAAGCUCCAGCAUUGUUGCAGGCUGGUCAGCCCAUGCCGAACAUCAUCCAGACUCCCGCUGGACCCAUGGUUGAUGACUACAAGGGCCCUGUGACCCCCUUCCCUGCUCUCGCGACGAAUCCGGCUUACCUUUCCAACACCCACACUCUCGAACUUGUCGUGGGUGAUUUCGUCUCUACCAACCCCGCCAUCCCUACGCCUGAAGUUUGGUUGGGUCACGUCGGACCGCUGAACGUUCGUGUUAGUGCUGCUCCGGCAGAAUAUCCUAACACGGUAAUGCUGCAUGUCGAGUUGCCUUCCUUCAAGGACUUGAACGGAGGCAGUAUGCCGUUGCUGUUCGUCAGGCACGAUGGUAUUGUUAGCAACCCGGGUUGUGAGGUCGUCGUUGACUACAAGGAAGGUGAAGGAGAGGGCGGUGAAGAAGCAAAGGAAGGCGAAGAGGAGGUUGCUGAGGAGGCGUAA
This is a messenger RNA of Saitoella complicata NRRL Y-17804, 2199 nucleotides long. RefSeq lists its product as uncharacterized. Gene Ontology annotation, biological process: regulation of transcription by RNA polymerase II. Lineage: Eukaryota; Fungi; Ascomycota; Saitoellomycetes; Saitoellales; Saitoellaceae. The record is from RefSeq and is a predicted model, not a curated record. Gene Ontology annotation, molecular function: RNA polymerase II cis-regulatory region sequence-specific DNA binding; DNA-binding transcription activator activity, RNA polymerase II-specific. The transcript has 2 exons. Gene Ontology annotation, cellular component: nucleus. The coding region runs from base 1 to 2199 and encodes 732 amino acids.